This is a messenger RNA of Pelmatolapia mariae (spotted tilapia), 636 nucleotides long. RefSeq names its product transmembrane protein 222. The transcript has 6 exons. The coding region runs from base 63 to 614 and encodes 183 amino acids. The record is from RefSeq and is a predicted model, not a curated record. NCBI's taxonomy places the organism in Eukaryota, Metazoa, Chordata, Actinopteri, Cichliformes, Cichlidae.
GCUGCGUACCUCCGCUGCUGUGCGUCACUGCCGUUCAUCUCCCUCUGUCACUCCAGGCUGUGAUGGCGGAGGCGAACGAUACCGACGUAAUGAUGAGCUACCACGGUGAUUUCCCAAAAAACGACAGAAAAAGCAGCCGCUACCCUUUCUGCAUUGUCUGGACACCUAUUCCCAUUUUAACGUGGGUGCUCCCCUUCAUCGGUCACAUGGGCAUAUGCACUUCUGCUGGAGUCAUACGAGAUUUCGCAGGGUCAUAUUUUGUCUCGGAGGAUAACAUGGGGUUUGGUAGACCCACAAAGUAUUGGAAGCUUGAUGUGGAUAAAGUGUGUGGUAAUGGUGCAGCUACAUGGGACAAAGCUGUGCACGAUGCAUCAGAGGAGUACAAAUGCAGGCCGCACAAUCUGUGCUUUGAUAACUGCCAUUCCCACGUUGCCAUGGCCCUCAACCUGAUGCGCUACAACAACAGCACAUCCUGGAACAUGGUAAACCUGUGUGUGCUGUCUCUCAUUCACGGGAAACACGUAAGCUGGGCCGCUUUCCUCAAGACCUGGCUGCCCUUCGUCAUGCUCAGCGGAGUCCUCGCCACCUUCAUCCUCACGUUUAACCUACAGUAGUGCGGCGAGCAGUAGAACCAGC